This is a messenger RNA of Drosophila rhopaloa, 3787 nucleotides long. RefSeq names its product PAX-interacting protein 1 (gene Pvf3). Gene Ontology annotation, molecular function: growth factor activity. The record is from RefSeq and is a predicted model, not a curated record. Lineage: Eukaryota; Metazoa; Arthropoda; Insecta; Diptera; Drosophilidae. The transcript has 5 exons. Gene Ontology annotation, cellular component: membrane. Gene Ontology annotation, biological process: hemocyte migration. Bases 1023 to 2978 code for a protein of 651 amino acids.
UAUCUGAACGUCGGGAACUGUGCAAUUGUCCGGCCCUCCGUGGAGCCUCGCGACCUGAACUGAAUAAAAGGUGUUUUGCCAGAGCCAAACGGCAGUGCCUCUACCAUCUAUUGGACUCCGACUCCGCCAUCUGGCCCAGGGAAUCAAAACAAACAAAUCGUUGCACAAACAGGCCACCUUUAUAUAUAUACAUAUAUUCCGGAGAUAUGUACUCGGAUGUGCGUGAGUGGAUUGGUGGGUGUGUUUUCCUUGCCUGAGGCAUCGCGGCAAAACUCGCGCGCGGAUUGUGCGGUGGAUUUAUGUGCGCGGUAAUUGGUUGACGCCAAAAAUCUAAUAGCCAUUAAUCAAAGUUGGUAAACAAAUUGCCAGAGAGCAAGUAAAAGAGGACAACAAAUAUUAAAGAAUAUAAUCCAACAAAAAUGUGAAUGGAAAGUGCUCAAGUAAUCAAGCGUAAAUUUUUGAAAACAAAAUUAAAUACGACAAGCUUCACACAAAAUAAUAACAAACAUACUUUGGAAAUAAAUGUCGAAAGAUUUUGAAAGAUCAUUUGAUGUUUGGGCAAAAGUAUUUAAAUAACAACGCAUUGUCUUUUAAUCAUUACAUUAAAUCAAACAAAUUUAUUUAAAAAGAAAACAAAAAGAUAAUCACUUAACAAAUUUAAAAAAUAAAUAAUAAAAUAAAAAUAAAAUAAAAUAGUGGAGACAUAAAAAAACAUUUUAAGCACAGAGUUUUUAAUAGACAACGAAUAGAUUUUCAGAUCGAAAAAUCACUGAAAUCAAACUACUUUGAGCAUAAAGUUAGUUUUCUAUUAACUUUUAUCGACAAAAAAACAAUUAAAUUUCUUUAUAAAGAUAAUACGUCAACAAGUGUCAAAAUAAAACGACUCAUAAAUAAUUGCGAAUCGUCAGACAAAAGAAAAUACUUAAACUCAAACAAACGACAAAGAAAAGUGCACAAUAAACGCGUGUGAGAAAAAACAAUACAAAGAGCAAAGUAUUUCCAGGGGUCCGCCUAUUAAAACAAUGAUUUCUUCAAGGGGAAACCGAAUGAUCUUCAAAAUGUAUUGGCUAAUUCUGAUACUAAUGCCCCUCACUUGGGCCAACACCAGUGAUUUAAAGGGAGCCCCUGUAAUGACCACAGUAGCUCCCACUUCGAGUCAUCGAAAUGCCCAUCAGCAGCAAAGAUUGCAGCGAUUGCAGGAGGCACAGCAACUGGAGUCCCAUCAGCAACAUCAUCAUCAUCUGCGGCACGAGCAGCAUUUGCGGUCCGAAUUGGAGGGGAAUCAUCAGCCGCCAAUCGGGGACUUUGAAAUGGGUGGAUCCAAGAAGCCCUUCGAUCCACUGUUGCCCAUGCAGCAGCACCACUUGCGUCAUCACAAUCGCCACCAUCUGAGUUGGGAGCAGAGGGUGUUUCCCUCACUGCGACACCAGCAACACCGCUUGUCCAUAGGAACCAGCACUCCAAGAAAUAUCUUUACCUCGGAGGCACCCACAACCACUCAUCACGGCUUGAUCACAAAUCAUACUCGCUAUUUCGACAGGGAUGGCAUCUUCCCCUCUUGGGCUGAACCUCGAACUACCAGAGGUCCCAAUUGGCGACAGGAAGUGGAUUCCAGUAGCUCCGAUGGGGAAAGCGAUGAGGACGAAGUCGACGAGGACGACGAUUAUGAGUACGAAGAUGACUCCGAUUCCGAUGGUGUGGAUGAAGAACUGGCCCGACAAAUGCCCAGAUACUCUUUGUUCAACCAAAAAUUACCCCACAUUGACUUGAAAGAACAAGAUUACGAUGCUGUUGAUCAAUCGGACGAAUUGGAUAUAGUUUCGAAUAAUAAUCAUUAUAGCAACAAACAUCCCAGUGUGGCCAAUCCACACGAUAAGUCAGCUGGCAAACGCAAUAUAUUUUCCUGGCUGUUUAAACAAGAUGUGGAAAAAGAUGUAGUUAAAGCACCGCACACCACAACUACUACAACAACCACAACCUCGACCACAACUGUGAAGCCCAUAACACGCACUGAAAGGCCAAAACUACAAUUAAUAGAUGCCAAUCUUAAGAACAACGGUGGCGAAGAGGACUACUCGAACGAGGAUUCGGAUUCCGAGUCGGAAGAGGGAUUCUCCAACGAACAGUGGAACAAAAUCGAGCACGAACAUCACCUCAAGCAGCAGAAACACCAGAAGGAACUAUUGGCGAUGCGUGAGAAGAGCUGGAAUACCCCUCUCAUAAGAAACAUUGAGAAUGAGGAUGUGAACAACAUCUACGCACGCAACUACAUAGCCGGCAAGCCAAUCCAGAAGAAGGACGAGCAGUUGGGAACCCCCGAGGCGGCACUCCGGGCGAGACGCCUCCACGCUCAGAAGCAGAAAAACGAGAGAGCCCUUGCCCACGCCCACAUGAACCAGGUGCUGAAGGAGGCCACUUGCCGCGUGCCCCAGAAACGCUGCCAGCUGGUGCAGCAGGAUCCCUCGAAGAUCUACACGCCCCACUGCACCAUCCUGCACCGCUGCAGCGAGGACAGUGGCUGUUGCCCGAGCAGGAGCCAGAUAUGUGCCGCCAAAAGCACCCACAACGUUGAGCUUCACUUCUUCGUGAAAAGCAGCAAGCAUCGGAGCGUAAUCGAGAAGAGGACCUUUGUGAAUCACACCGAGUGCCAUUGCAUCGAGCGAUCCAGUUACAACGAGGACACGGCCAUGGCCAACUACGGGCAGUCGGUGGUGCGGGCCACCAUACUGAGUUGCACCUGUCCGAAGAGUUUCGAGAAGAUCCUGCAGGACGACGGGCAGUGCAGGUGCGACUGCAGUUCCGGGAACUACGACUGCGAUUGGCUGAAGCGGGGCAACGAGCACUUCGCCAUGAACGAUCGCAAGUGCAUACAGCAAGGUCGCUGCAAGCCGCCCACUUGUGAGUUCGGUCCCUACAUGGACAAACACGGUCGCUGUCCCAAACAACACGAACAACCCGCCUAUAACGCCAUGUCAUAGGCGAUGCGUACCCCAAGCGAGGAGCAGAGAAGCCAGGAAAAGUAUUAUUCAGUCUGUGGCAAACUCAAGACCAGACACGAAGGGAAACUGGGAAAACAUUUUCUUUCCUGAACAGAGUAAAAGCGAAAAGAGAGACGUGAAUUUAGUUGCAUAUCCUAUACAAACCAACACGAAAGUAAAACGAAAAUAGAUCUAAUUAUACACUGGGUGGGUCGAUUAGUAGAAGGCAAACAUACUGAGUUACUUCAAAAUCUUAAUUGCAUUCUGAGAAUUUUCUUGAAAACUCUUUUAACAACUAUCAACUCUUAUACAAACAGAUCGGCUCUAAAAUCAGGAUGACAAAUAAUGGUUUGGUCAGGAAUUAAGAAUGAAUGAAUAUGUUAAAAAUAUUUUAGCUAACGAAACAUUUUUCUAAAAACCGUUUUAUUUAAAUUUUAAAUUAAUACUUAGAGGUUGAAUCUAGAGAAGAGUAAAUUAAGAACUGUCUGAAAAUUGAUAACUUAUUUUUUGCUUUCGAAAAUAUUGACCCAGCCAAAGAUACACUUACUAAUUAUGUAAAUGUAUAUCAGCUGAUUGUGUAUUUGAUGUAUUACGACCACAACAUUGUCUAUCCUCGAUCCGAUAAAAACACAAAAAGCAAUAUCAAACUGUAGCAUUGUUCUCGAAUAUUACAAUAUACAGAACCAGAAACCAGAAAGAAUUAUGUGUACUUUAUGCGUAUGCUAAAUGAAAUUCCAAAUAUAUAAAUUGACUGCGUUUUUAGUUUUAAUUAACUAAUAUUAUGUUAUUUAAUUAUAAUAAAAACACAA